CUGCUCCUUCUCCAAGCCGUGGAAAUUAUCAUCGCUACGUACUGUUCGGGCGCCAGCGAGGGGUCUCGCGUGUGGGUGCCGAACUACUCAUCAAUCAACUCACGCACCCUGCCCCACCCUACCACCACCCACAAAGCUACAGUACUGAGAGAGACAGACAGACGCAAACGGGUGGUCGAGCUAGUGAUUUGUGCUGAUUCAGAGUUAAUUUCUGAUAUGAUUGAGUAGAUAGAGGCAUGGAGCAUGUGAGUACAGAGAGAGAGGGACUUAAGGCGCACCGAACAAGCAUAUGAUCAGACCCCUCUCUGCUGCCUGUGGUAAAGUAACACGAAAGAGAGAGAAGAAAGGAGAAGAGAAAGAGAGAGCGGAAGAAGAAGGAAGAUGGGUCGUGGGAAGGUGGAGAUGAGGCGGAUCGAGAACAAGAUCAGCCGGCAGGUGACGUUCGCCAAGCGCCGGAACGGGUUGCUCAAGAAAGCGUACGAGCUCUCGCUGCUCUGCGACGCCGAGGUCGCCCUCAUCAUCUUCUCCGGCCGCGGCCGCCUCUUCGAGUUCUCCAGCUCAUCGUGCAUGUACAAAACACUUGAGAGAUACCGCACCUGCAACUACAAUUCACAGGAAGGACCUCCGGUGGAAAAUGAAAUUAAUUACCAGGAAUAUCUGAAGCUGAAGACCAGAGUUGAAUUUCUUCAGAGUUCACAAAGAAAUAUUCUGGGUGAAGAUCUGGGUCCACUUAGCAUGAAAGACCUUGAGCAGAUUGAGAACCAAAUAGAUGUAUCCCUGAAGCAUAUCAGGUCUAGAAAGAAUCAAGUAUUACUUGAUCAGCUAUUUGAUCUGAAAAGCAAGGAGCAAGAAUUGCUGGAUCAAAACAAAGACCUGAGGAAGAAGUUGCAAGAUACGAGCUGUGGAGAGAAUGCGGUCCAUAUGUCCUGGCAAGACGGAGGAGGGCAGAGUAGCUCCAAUGGGAAUGGCAUUGAUCCUUAUGCGGGACUCCUUCAACACCAGGAACAUGAAUCCUCCAUGCAAAUUGGGUAUCAUCAAAACUACAUGGACCAGCUGAACAACGAAGAUCACACGGCUUCUCAGCACCCUAAUGCACAGCCUGGAUCGUCUGCAGGUUGGAUAUGAUUGGUUGGUCUGGCCCUGCGUGCCGUGUGUAGCUAAAUCUGGAUGCCAGUUCUUAUAUUUUCGUGUGGUCAACGUGGUUUGUAUCUACCGUAUUACUAUGCUAAGGGCAUAUAAAAUGAUUGAUUAAACAAUCUAACUUACAAAAUAAAAUGUCGUCUAAAGACACAAAUAUCUCACACAA
This is a messenger RNA of Lolium perenne, 1306 nucleotides long. Its product is annotated as MADS-box transcription factor 1. Gene Ontology annotation, biological process: positive regulation of transcription by RNA polymerase II. The record is from RefSeq and is a predicted model, not a curated record. Gene Ontology annotation, cellular component: nucleus. NCBI's taxonomy places the organism in Eukaryota, Viridiplantae, Streptophyta, Magnoliopsida, Poales, Poaceae. Gene Ontology annotation, molecular function: protein dimerization activity; DNA-binding transcription factor activity; RNA polymerase II transcription regulatory region sequence-specific DNA binding.